AUGGGAAGAGAUUCUACGCAGCCUGCUCAAGUAAGAGAUCGGGGGCGGGGGUGGGGGGGCUUUGUGGGCUUACUUUUAUGGGAUGCAUCUCUGAAGACCCUUGCCCAUGCAUUUAAAGCACAUGCCCUUCCCUCGAGUUCUAUGGUUGCUGAAUGCCCUGGCCUUCUCCUCAUUAUUACUAUAAGUAGUAUUAGUAGUAGUAGUAGUAGUAGUAGUAGUAUUAUAGUGGUACCUCGGGUUACAUACGCUUCAGGUUACAGACUCUUCAGGUUACAGGCUCCGCUAACCCAGAAAUAGUACCUCGGGUUAAGAACUUUGCUUCAGGAUGAGAACAGAGAUCGUGCUCUGGCGGCGCGGCAGCAGCAGGAGGCCCCAUUAGCUAAAGUGGUAGCUCAGGUUAAGAACAGUUUCAGGUUAAGAACGGACCUCCGGAACGAAUUAAGUACCUAACCCGAGGUACCACUGUAGUACCCUGCCUAUCUGACUGGGUUGCCCCAGUUGGAAGGCACUAGUGAAUUCCACUAGUUUGCUCACCUGGACCUUUUGAACCACAGCAAAACAAAACAAAAGAAAAGAAACCCGAAUAUCAUUAUUGUUAUAUUUAUUUUCAUUAAAACCUCCCUCUCCACCUCUUGCCUUCUGUGGCAGGAAGAUGUCAAGGCUGCCCAGUGUAAAUCCUGGGCAGUUUUGCUCAAAAGCGGCCCAUACGUUGCCAGGCCACGUACAAGGUUCAUGUCAUUAAUUUACAAGGCCCUUGGGUCCAUGAAUCCUCAAAGUCUGCUUUAUCCCUUAUAUCUCUGCUUGACCACUGAAGUCUUCAGGGGAGUCACUGAGGCGCUCCCCCUGACUCGGAUGUGUGGCUCGGAUCCACCAGAAUUACAGGCCCAAUCUUGUGGAAAUCCCUUGCAGUUGAGGACAGAGUAGAACUCCUUCCCUGUUGAGGUUUUGGCACUUAACUGAAUACUUUUUUUUAUUCCGGCAGGUUUUUUAAAUAUUGAACUCCAGAUUGUAUAAUUUUAAUUCAUGUUUUAGUCUUGUUGCAUCGGACGACUGAUAAAGUGGUAUGCAAACAGAUUUCACAGUAAAAACAUCCAACAACAGAAACGAUUUCUGGAGAGUUUCCUAUUAAAUAAUUAAAAGCGAUUGCAUUUCAGACACAGUGACGGAUAGGCCUCUCUGGUUUCUGCUUCUAUGUGGAUAAGUGAGGCAAGACCUCCCCAGGCGUAGAGCAAAAGAAGCUGGGAUGAAAUCGUAUUUAGGACUAGUUAGCAGGAUCAGUUCAAACAAGGGCAGAAAAACAGAAUGCUUGUUUGAACCAGUUGCAGCUUAAUCACACAGUGUAUACAGUAGUACCUUGGUUCUCAAACCAGAAGUCUGUUCCAAAACCAAAGCAUUCCAAAACCAAGGCACGCCUUCCCAUAGAAAGUAAUGCAAAAUGGAUUAAUCCGUUCCAGACUUUUAAAAACAACCCCUAAAACAGCAAUUUAACAUGAAUUUUACUAUCUAACGAGACCAUUGAUCCAUAAAAUGAAAGCAGUAAACAGUGUACUGCAGUCACACAAUCAGUUAAUCAGUAGCUGAACUGGGUUCCACACAGUCAUGAAAACAAACAAAAAAGCCGCAAAAACAAAAAUGCAAAAACAGGCAGACCUCAGUGUAACACUCAAAACGGAAGCAUAAAACUCAAAACGGAAGUGUGGCACUCAAAUCAAGAAGCGUAACACUUUAAAUGGAGCAUCUUCGGCCUCCGAAAAAGUUUGCAAACCAAAACACUUACUUCCAAGUUUUCAGUGUUCAGGUUCCAAGUUGUUUGAGUACCAAGGCAUUUGAGAACCAAAGUUCCACUGUAGUAACUUUUGAGUUGCCUGCAUUGCUUCACCUCUCUUCCGACUCUCCUUCCUUGGAGGUUUUGAAGCAGAGGUGGGAUGGCUAUCUGUCUUGAAUGCUUUAGCUGAGAUUCUAGCAUGGCAGGGGGUUGGACUAGAUGACCCUUGGGGUCCCUUCCAGUCCAAAGAUUCUAUGAUUCCAUGAAUAACAUAAGGGACCUGCUGGAUCAGGCCCCUCUAGUCCAAUAUAUCGCUCCUACAGUGGCCAACCAGAUGUCUCGAAUGAAAGCCCAGAAUCGGGACCUGAGUGCAACAGCGCUUUCCCUCUGCUCCUGAAUCCCAGUUCCCGGGAAUCCCAAGUGAAUCUGCAUUCAGGUUCUGCUUCCUACACACACCUGGUUGGCCACUGUGAGAACAGGAUGCUGGACUAGACGGGCCUUUGGCCAGGUCACGUCUGCUCACCUGUCUGACUGCCUGCUUCUGUGUGUGACGAGACAUACCGGUACCUUAUUUUCCACUUUAGGCUCCUGCGACCUUUGAGGAGGUGGCUGUGCAUUUCUCCAAGGACGAGUGGACACUGCUGGAUCCAGCCCAGAGGGCUCUGUACAGGGAAGUCAUGCUGGAGAAUUAUGGGGAGGUGGCCUCUUUGGGUAAGCACCCCCCUCCCCGUUGCCUUUCUUGCGGCCUAGGACCCACGUACCUACGGGACUGCCUCUCCUGCUAUGCCCUGUGGAGGACCUUAAGGUCCACAAAUGACAACUUUUUGGAGGUUCCAAGUCGCAAGGUGGUUAGAUUGGUCUCAACUAGGGCCAGGGCCUUUUCAGCACUGGCCCCGACUUGGUGGAACGCUUUGUCACAAGAGACCAGGGUCCUGCUGGACUUGACAUCUCUCCACAGGGCCUGCAAGACAGAGCUGUUCCACCUGGCCUUUGGUUUGGACUCAGUCUGACCCUUAUGUUGCCCUCCCCUUAUGGUUUUGAUCUAUGGGCUAUUAUUAAAAUGAGGCUGCAUUUUAAAUUGUAUUUUUAACCUGUAUUUUAAAUUGACCCCCCCCCUUAUGUUUUUAUUGUAAUUUUACUGGUGUUAGCCGCCCUGAGCCCGGCUCUGGGCGGGGAGGGUGGGGUAUAAAUAAAAAAUUAUUAUUAUUAUUAGACAUGGAGAACUCCUGUUGCUUUCUCCUGUCUGCUUCACCUGACCGCAUUUGUGCUAAGCUCAUUCCUCUUAUUCCAGAUGGGGCUCUUUGCCAGCUCUGUAUGAGAGGGCAGCCGUGAUUGGCUGGCAGCCCUUGCGACUGAUAGGGCAGAAGGCAGUGAGGCCUGACAAUAGGUGGCGCCAGAGCCGGUUCAUUCCGCUUUUGCCCCAAAGCUUUUCCCUGCAUAGUUUUACCAAAGCAGGAAGAGGAGGCUGGCAGGCAAUGCCUACCCCUGGGCUGGUUGCCAUUAAGAAGGCAGGUUAAAGGGCUGGCUGAAGGCAGGCAGAGGUUAGUGGGACAGUGUCAGGAGCGAGCCAGCAAUAAAUCACACUUGUCAUAGUCCUGUGCUGCCAGCCACAGCAGAGCUCAGUGGAGGGAGAAGCCAGCCUACCAGCCGAGUCUCAGGGGGGUACUUGCCUGAAGGCAGAGUCCUUAGGUCCAGUCCCGUCCUAAGGUCAGGAGUAUCUCAGUUCACGUAGUCAGACGAUCCAGGCGUCAAGAAAGCCGAGGGUCCAAGGUCGCAAGAAGCAGCAAGGUCUGGCCAGGAACAGUGAAUGUGGUUUCCAGCAACUGUCUGAGGCUGGAAACCCUGUUUAAGAAAGCCGGAGCCAGUUGGUUCACACCAGGAGCAAGAAGGCUGAUGAACAGCAGGUGGAGUCACUUCGCCUUCAGGCUGCUGCUCAGCAGGUGAAGCCGACUCCUGGCCCAUGACAACAUGGAACUUAGCUCUUUAUUAGAAGAAAGAAGGUCUGUGCAGGCCUAGUGAGCAGAGCAACUAUUUUCAGGUCUUGCCCCUAUGAGGCAGUUGAGGAGACUGAAUGUUCCCGCCUUCCCACAGCUGCCUGAAUCUCCUUUUGCCCCAGGUUCUUCCCAAGCAAUAUGAGACUACGCUGACGCGCCUCUCUCUGCUCCUCUCUCUUCAUACCUCUUCUUCUCAUGGGAGUCCAGUGGGGAAGGGAGCUUAUAAUGCAUAAGUGGGAGACACCCUGCCUUCUUCACCAGCCUGACCCAUCUCUACCUCUCGGUCUCUCUCCUUUUCUUUUUUAUAUUAAUAAUAUUUAGCAUAUAUAUAUAUAUAUAUAUAUAUAUAUAUAUAUAUGUAUAUAUAUAUAUAUAUAUAUAUAUACAUAUAUAUGUGUGUGUGUGUGUGUAUAUAUAUGUAUAUAUAUAUUUAUUCAAAUUUAUACAUUUCAUUAGUUUUACAAUCAAUUUAACAUUUCAAAAUUUGACUUCCUUCCCCCUCUUUCUGCGGUUCCUUAAAUUCAUUUUUUCCAUCCUCUGCAUAUCCAAAUUCAUUUAACUUGCUCAUUUAUUUAUCCACUGUAAAGAUAUACUCUUAUAAAACUGCAGGUUAUUACAAUAAUCCCGCCAGUGUUUUUAUCUGUUUACAAUUUAUCUAUAAAUAUUCAACAAACCUUUUCCAUUCUUUUAUAACAAGUUUGUUAUCUUGAUUUCUUAUUCUUCUGGUAAGUUUCACCAUUUCUGCAUACUCCCUGAGUUUUUGUAUCCAUUCUUCCUUUACUGGGACUUCUGCUUCUUUCCGCUUUUGGGCAAGCAACAUUCUUGCUGCUGUAGUAGCAUACAUAAAUAGAUUUCUAUACAAUUUAGGUAGUUCGAGUUCCAGUGAUUUCCGGCUGGGGCGGGGGGGAAGCCCAGCUCCCCAGUACUAUAAAUUGAUGGCUUUCGUUGAAGCCUCUCUUUCAGCUACUACCGAACCUCUGCGAUGUUGCAUGAAAGCACACAAAAUGCUAAAUAAAGGGUUAAUGCUCACAAGGGCUGUAAAACUCUGUGAUGUCAUAUGCCUGAGCCAGUGAUGUAAGUCGGUUCAGUUAUGAAGAGUCUUAACAGUUAGAGCAGCAGAUCUGUUCUGUUGUGUUGCUGUCUGCCUCUGGGUUAGUCAGGACUCAGCUAGAUUGGUAAAGAAAAAGUGCUUUAUAUGUGUUGUAUGUGCAUUAUAACACUGUGACACCAGAUGGCGCUGUGGAGUCCCGUUUUUGCCUACCCGGUUUCUCAUACAAAGUUUACAAUGCAUUUAACUGAAACGCUUUUUUGAAGUGUCAACAUCCAGCCUCGGCCUAUAACAGUACUUAUCUUAAAUACAAAUCUAUGUAAGAUGUACAGUGGUACCUCGGAAGUCAAACGUAAUCUUGGAAUCGGAAAAGCCUAUUGGAAGCCACUUGUCGGCCACGUUGGGCAUUCAGCUUCUGAAAAAUGUUCGAAAACUGGGACACUUCCGGGUUUUUGGCAUUCAGGAGUCAAAACGUUCAGCAGCAGAGACAAUCGAAAACCGAGGUUUGACUACAUUAUCAGCAUACAUAACACCUACCUCCAUUGUAUAUUUAAUCUCACAAGUGCAAGCACACUGACAUAUCUUACAAUGAAAAUAGGUAUGUCCUGUUCCAUAAUAAGGGACGUGGGUGGUGCUAUGGGUUAAACCACAGAGCCUAGGGCUUGCCGAUCAGAAGGUUGGCGGUUCGAAUCCCCGCAAUGGGGUGAGCUCCCAUUGCUCAGUCCCUGCUCCUGCCAACCUAGCAGUUCGAAAGCACGUCAAAGUUCAAGUACAUAAAUACAUAAGGUACCACUCCGGUGAGAAGGUAAACGGCGUUUCCGUGCGCUGCUCUGGUUCGCCAGAAGCAGCUUAGUCAUGCUGGCCACAUGACCCGGAAGCUGUAAGCCGGCUCCUCGGCCAGUAAAGCGAGAUGAGCACCGCAACCCCAGAGUCGUCUGCGACUGGACUUAAUGGUCAGGGGUCCCUUUACCCUUUAUUCCAUUAUUAUUAUUAUUAUUAUUAUUAUUAUUAUUUUACUGUUUAAACCCCACCCACCUGACUGGGUUGUCCCAGCCACUCUAGGUGGCUUCCAACAUAUAUAAAAAACCAAAAUAUUAAACUUUAAUUUAUUUAUUUUUCUAAGCACACUUUGUUUAUUUUUUUCUUUUUGAAAAAGAACAGAAUCUGAACAUUAGACUUUUAAUAUAAGAUUGUAAUGGUAAGUAUGGGAUACAAAUCUUCCAUAAGAUUUACGUCAUGUCUGCAUAAAUACAUUUAGGAUCAGAGCAUCGUGACUAUUAAAAAUAGUUCCUACUUGAGAAUAUUUAGUUUGUUUUUAUUUAUUUAUUUAUUUUUAUUUAUUUUAUAACACCAUACAAACAAAAAAGACAUACACAACACAUUCACACCAAAAAAAACUAAAUAAAGAAAAAAUAUAUAUAUAAAAAUAUAUAUAUAUACUCCUGACAUAAGACAACAAUAAAUUGACUACAUUAACUACAUAACACACAACACUGACUGACUUCCCUUCAUCUCGGUUUCGGAAUGUGUUAUAAAAUUUUUCUAUCUGCAGUUUCUUUUCCUCAAAAAAAAAAUUUUUACAUCACAAGUGUUAUAUCACACCUACUGUGAUUUUUAAUUUUUUUUACCUCUGUUUCCAUGUAUGCCAUGAAUUUAUUCCAAUCUUUAUUAAACUUUGUGUCUUUUUGAUUUCUUAUUUUCUGUGUCAUUUUUGCCAAUUCUAGAUAGUCGAGUAGUUUAGAUUGCCAUUCAUUUAUGGUUGGGAUUCUUGGUGUCUUCCAAUUCUGCGCUAUUAGAACUCUAACAGAACUCCAAAAUAUUAAACUUUAAAAGAACUUCCCUAUACAGGACUACUUUCAGAUGGUUCGAGAGUCAGACAACUCCAUACCCUCCAAAAUUUCUCCAGUGAAAAUAGGGAUGUCCUAACGAAAAGCAGGGCAUGCCGGGAUCAAAUCAGAAACCAGGACAGCUUCUGUAAAUCUAGGACUGUCCCUGGAAAACAGGCACUGAGUAAAAGUUAUUUGUUAUUUAAACUCUAAACAGAGGUGGUCUUGAUUAGUUUUUAUAGGAGAGAAAAGGGAACUAAUUAAAGGGUCAAAUUAAAGGGCUCUCUUUGGCAUAACUCUGUAAAUGGGGACUAGAUUUUAAUUCCCACAAAUGAAACCCCAGGCCUGAUUUUGCUGUUCUGGAAUCUUCCUCUGGCUCCCCUACCAGGCACCAGAGCCCAGCAUUGCAAACCGUCUCUCCUUUCUUCUCCUUCAGUGCUGUAGACUCCUUAGGCUGAGCCAAGUUAUAUGGCUAGCCCAAGAAGCCUUUGGUCACCAAGCCCCUCUGCCCUUCCUUCUGGAUCUUCUUUCCCCAUCCUCUUCCUCUGCCUUCUUCUGUCUGACUCCAGGAGCACCAACAGCUCCAACUAACUCUGCUGAAUAGCACCUGGCUAUAUAUACAGUUCUUUGGGCCAACCCUAGCCAAUCACAGCGUUUCACUAAGAAUUCUAAACCUGCAUCCUCCAAUCAGACUACGCACUCCUUCUAUCCUUCUUUUGCGUACUGAAGGUUCUAUCUCCAACUCCUCCUCCGUUUAAAGUCCUCUGGUCCAGCCCCAGCCAAUCACAGCGUCUCGCUGAGAAUUCUAAACCAGCAACCGCCAAUCAGAAUACACAUCACCAGCCGCUCCUCAGCUGUCCGUCAAAGUUCCCACAGUGACAGUUAAACGGACUUGCACCUGACCAGAGAGAAGACUUCCCCCAUGAAACACAUUGCAGUAACAAAUGCCGGAAUACAUUCCACAGUUUAAACAGGUUUUCUUCCCAUUUAAUCAUAUUCAUAUAUUUGAGCCCUAGAAGGAAAGGGGAAUACUCUUUCAGACCCCUUAACACUCAUUCUCUGCACAGGAGGGAAUCAGCCAGGCUGCAUCCAGUGAUCCCUUCCUUACCAAAGGAUUUAUGCCUGAAAAUUGAAGGAAGAAACAGUUCCGAUAAAGGAAGAUUGGCAAUUAAAACUAAAGGAGUAUGCAGAAAUGGCGAAACUUACCAGAAGAAUAAGAAAUCAAGAAGAAAGACUUUUUAAAAUAGAGUGGGGGAAAUGUAUUGACUGUUUGAAGAGACAUUGUAAAGAAAUCAAAACGUUGUUGUUUAGUCGUUUAGUCGUGUCUGACUCUUCGUGACCCCAUGGACCAGAGCACGCCAGGCACUCCUGUCUUCCACUGCCUCCCACAGUUUGGUCAAACUCAUGCUGGUAGCUUCGAGAACACUGUCCAACCAUCUCGUCCUCUGUCGUCCCCUUCUCCAUGUGCCCUCCAUCUUUCCCAACAUCAGGGUCUUUUCCAGGGAGUCUUCUCUUCUCAUGAGGUGGCCAAAGUAUUGGAGCCUCAGCUUCACGAUCUGUCCUUCCAGUGAGCACUCAGGGCUGAUUUCCUUAAGAAUGGAUAGGUUUGAUCUUCUUGCAGUUCAAAUUGAUGCAGUAAGAGAUAACUAGGGAGAACAUAAGGGGAAAUUAGAAAAUAGAUUCGAAUUGGAUAUGCAGUAAUAAAAAGAUAUAAAAUAACUAACUGCAGAAAGGAGGGGAGAGAAGUCAAAGAGAAUUGGAUUUAUUCGUUAUUACAUUAAUCCCUCUAAUGUUUUUAUCUGUUUACAAUUUAUUUGUAAAUAUUCAGUAAACCAUUCAGUAAACCAGUUCCAUUCUUUUAUAAAAAGUUUGUUAUCUUGAUUUCUUAUUCUUCCGGUAAAUUUUGCCAUUUCUGCAUAUUCCCUGAGUUUUUGUAUCCAUUCUUCCUUUACUGGAACUUUCGCUUCUUUCCACUUGUGGGCAAGUAACAUUCUUGCUGCUGUAGUAGCAUACAUAAAUAAAUUUCUAUACAAUUUAGGUAGUGUUGUCCCUAUAAUUCCCUCCGUUCCUGCUCAAUCUUCUGCUUCUGGGCUGCUCUCUGCCACAGCCUCCUCCUGCUCACUAAGCCCUGUCACCUCUCCAGCUAACGGCACCUCCUCCUCCCAGUCUUCUCCCUCUGAUGACCCAUCGUCGUCCCACCACCAAUCCCUGGGCUCUGAGCCUUCUUCCCUUAGGGGGUUCCCCGACUGGUGCUUCCCAUCAUUUCCCUGUAUCCAGUGAUGGCACUACCUCUGUCUUAGGAGGCCGGUAACAGAACCAGUCUAGUCUGAAAUUCUGGACUCCUAGAAGGAAAAAAAUAUUUUCUUCUUCUUCUUCCAUUCAAGAUGGGCCUCUGAUUCUUCAACCUCUUCUCAUCAGCUGGUUGGAAGGAGAGGGAGAGCAAUUUGACCCAGAGCGACUGGCGGGUAGGUGCAAGGAUGAUCUGGGGAAGGGUUGUUACCUUGCCAGGUUGUGGUCUUGUUUUGUGUUUCUCAGAAACGGUGUUUUUUUUCCUUUAAAAAAUGUUUAGGGGGUACUUUCAUUUUGACUCAAGGAAAUCACCAUUUUAUAGUUCAUUUUAUAGUUCAUGAGUCCAGUAUAUCUUAAGGCGCAUCUCCACCCCCAUUGUUCUACCCGGACACUGAGGUCCAGCACCAAGGGCCUGCUGGUGGUUUCCUCAUUGCGAGAAGUGAGGUUACAGGGAACUGGGCAGAGGGCCUUCUCGGUAGUGGCACCCGCCCUGUGGAACGCCCUCCCACCAGAUGUCAAAGAGAACAACAACUACCAGACUUUUAGAAGACAUCUGAAGGCAGCCCUGCUUAGGGAAGCUUUUAAUGUUUGAUGGAUUACUGUAUUUUAAUAUUUUGUUGGAAGCCGCCCAGAGUGGCUGGGGAAGCCCAGCCAGAUGGGCGGCGUAUAAAUAAUAAAUUAUUAUUAUUAUUAUUAUCAUCAUCAUCAUCAUCAUCACCAUCAUCAUCAUCAUCAUCAACAUACAGUUGACUUCACACAUUAAACGCUUGCUUCCAUCUGAGACUCAGGAAACACCAUGACAGGAAAUGAGGCCGCCGUCGGGCGUAGCAAUGAAACUGACGAUUCACCGUGCUAGAGAAGAAACUAAAUUUUUUAGUUUCUUAUCCUGUUAGAUUCACAAAAUGUUUAGUUUCUUAUCCUGUUAGAUUCACAAAAUGUUUAAGGGUAUGCGUACCCCUGCACCCCCCCAAAAAAAAACACACUUCUCAGAAUAGCCUGAGGCUAGAUGCCUUGACACGGGACGCGGGUGGUGCUGUGGUCUAAACCACAAAGCCUAGGGCCUGCCAAUCAGAAGGGCGGCGGUUCAAAUCCCCGUGACGGGGUGAGCUCCCGUUGCUCAGUCCCUGCUCCUGCCCACCUAGCAGUUUAAAAGCAUGUCAAGUGCAAGUAGAUAAAUAGGUACCACUCUGGCGGGAAGGUAAACGGCAUUUCCGUGCACUGCUCUGGUUCGCCAGAAGUGGCUUAGUCAUGCUAGCCACAUGACCUGGAAGCUGUCUGCGGACAAAUGCCAGCUCCCUCGGCCAAUAAAGCGAGAUGAGCGCCGCAACCCCAGAGUCGGCCACGACUGGACCUAAUGGUCAGGGGUACCUUUAGAUGCCUUGACACCCAUUUGAAUGGUUUUCACCCACUUUGAUUCCUCACAAAAUCAAGGGGGGGGGCAUUGCAGGGGGUUGGACCCAUUUGAGUCCCUUCCAUCUCCACAAGGCUACGAUUCCAUGAACUGCGAAUCAAACCCAGAAUCAUGGCUUGCAUCUCCGAAGUCAAGCAGGAUGACGUGGUUGCCGUGCAAGGAACCGGCAUAGAAAAUAUUACCCUGCCAUCUUUUUUCUCUCGUCGCCGUUGCAGGUGGAGGGGAAACCUCCAUGACGUGCUUAAGGCUCUCGCCUCUUUGUCACCGGGUGGAAAGAGCCGUUCUGCCCUUAUCUCAGGUAAGCAAAGCUCCUCCUAUCUGUGGCAGAGGCGAUCCAGGAAAAGGCUGCUCCCAGGGUAAAAAUAAAUGACUUAAAAAAAUAAUAAUCAGAAUUUUAAAAUUUAAAUCAGAAUUUUAAAAUUUAAAUUGGAUUUUUAAAAUAAAAUGCUGUUGGAGGAAAAGUCUUUCUAAAGAUAAUUUUCUGUUUAAGUUGCAUUAUAGUCCAAAGGUUAUUCAUCAGGAAAUAAGGAUUUGUUUUAAGUUUUUCUUGUGUGCUAAAACUUAGUCUGCUUUUUUUAAAAAAAAUGUUUAACCACAUCAGUUAACAAACAUGCUAUAAUGUUAUUGUUUUAGUUAAAUAAAUUGUUAUUAAGGAAAUGAUUAUUAGGAAAUGAUUAUUUUUCUCCUUCCAAUAAAAUGCAGCAGAAAAGUUGUCCAAAUAUGAACAGUUAACUUAUUAAACCUGACAAUAAUUUCAUAAUUAUCUGUCUAUGUAUGUCUAAUAGUAUAACCAAAUCAAUAAUUUUUGAUAUAACUGCAAAAACUACUCUGGAAAUUUAUUAUUCCAAAAGUGAAACCUUCCAUCUGGUUGUAAAUAUUUAGAUUAUACCAGCAAGAAUGAGUCUUUCUGUAAAAAAAUGAUUUAAAUCAAGUCUUACUGGCUAGUGAUUUAAAUCAUGAUUUUAAACAAUUUGAUUUAAAUCAAAUCCACCCUGGUUGCUCCUCCCACUUGCUCCUGAGGCAGGGCUAUGCGAGUGGCCCAACCAAUCAGAGCAGGCCACAAAGAGAAGGGCAGUAGCCCCUUGGCACAAAUCAUGGCAAGGAGAUGCCAGCAUCCUAGGUGGCAGGUUUGUAGGGUGGAUGGGUCCUCAAAUCAAUUUCUUCCUCCUGCCUCUGCAUGGAUUCUUGUUUCAGUUGGGUUAUUUCUUUUUUGCUAAGGGCAUGAGGGGAUCGUCCAUCAGUUUGGUGCUGUUGAGAAAACACAUCCUUCUUUUCCCAGGGUUUGGUCUCCUUUGAGGAAGUGAGUGUCUCCUUCGCCGCAGACGAGUGGGUUCUGCUGGAUCCAGACCAAAGGGCGCUGUACAAAGAAGUCAUGUUGGAGAACUACAGGAAUGUGGCCUCUCUGGGUGAGGAUUGUAAGGGGAAACAUGGAGUUGGAAGGUGUGGACAUGCAGAGGGCCCAACUGUGCCAUCUGCUUCCAUUGGCCCGUGCCAAUGGAAAAUCAGCGACCCAGACUUGAGAAGCCAGGGCACGCUAUUAGAAGAGUGUAUAAUAAUAAUAAUAAUUUAUUUAUACCCCGCCCAUUUGGCUGGGUUUCCCCAGCCACUCUGGGCGGCAUCCAACAAAACACUAAAAUACAAUAACCUAUUAAACAUUAAAAGCUUCCCUAAACAGGGCUGCCUUCAGAUGUCUUCUAAAAGUUUGGUAGUUAUUUUUCUCUUUGACAUCUGGUUGGAGGGCAUUCCACAGGGCGGGUGCCACUACCGAGAAGGCCCUCUGCCUGGUUCCCUGUAGCUUCACUUCUCGCAGCGAGGGAACUGCCAGAAGGCCCUCGGCGCUGGACCUCAGUGUCUGGGCUGAAUGAUGGAGGUGGAGACGCUCCUUCAGGUAUACACAAAGUGUAGACACAAAGUCAGAAAAGCUAAAGCACAGAAUGAACUCAGGCUUGCUAGAGAGGUUAAAAGCAACAAAAAAGGCUUUUAUGGGUAUGUUCGUAGCAAAAGGAAGAACAAAGAAACAGUGGGGUCACUCAGAGGAGAAGAUGGUGAAAUGCAAACAGGGGACACAGAAAGGGCUGAACUCCUCAAUGCCUUCUUUGCCUCAGUCUUCUCCGAUAAAGAAAACAAUGCCCGACCUGAAGAAUUUGGAGCAAAUGAUUCAGCAAAGGAAACACAGCCCAGAAUAACUAAGGAGAUAGUACAAGAAUACUUGGCUAGUUUAGAUGUAUUCAAGUCUCCAGGGCCAGAUGAACUGCAUCCAAGAGUAUUAAAAGAACUGGCAGAUGUGAUCUCAGAACCACUGGCAGUCAUCUUUGAGAAUUCCUGGAGAACAGGCGAAGUCCCGGCAGACUGGAGGAGGGCAAAUGUUGUCCCUAUUUCAAAAAGGGGAAAAGAGAGGACCCAAAUAAUUACCGCCCAGUCAGUCUGACAUCAAUACCAGGGAAGAUUCUGGAGCAGAUCAUUAAGCAAACAGUCUGUGAGCACCUAGAAAGGAAUGCUGUGAUCACCAAUAGUCAGCAUGGAUUUCUGAAAAAUAAGUCAUGUCAGACUAACCUGAUCUCGUUUUUUGACAGAAUUACAAGCCUGGUAGAUGAGGGAACGCAGUGGAUGUAGCCUACCUUGAUUUCAGCAAGGCAUUUGACAAGGUGCCCCAUGAUAUUCUUGUAAAGAAGCUGGUAAAAUGCGGUCUUGACUAUGCUACCACUCAGUGGAUUUGUAACUGGCUGACUGACCGAACCCAAAGGGUGCUCAUCAAUGGUUCCUCUUCAUCCUGGAGAAGAGUGACUAGUGGGGUGCCACAGGCUUCUGUCUUGGGCCCGGUCUUAUUCAACAUCUUUAUCAAUGACUUGGAUGAUGGACUCAAGGGCAUCCUGAUCAAAUUUGCAGAUGACACCAAACUGGGAGGGGUGGCUAACACCCCAGAGGACAGGAUCACACUUCAAAACGACCUUGACAGAUUAGAGAACUGGGCCAAAACAAACAAGAUGAAUUUUAACAGGGAGAAAUGUAAAGUAUUGCACUUGGGCACAAAAAAAUGAGAGGCACAAAUACAAGAUGGGGGACACCUGGCUUGAGAGCAGUACAUGUGAAAAGGAUCUAGGAGUCUUGGCUGACCACAAACUUGACAUGAGCCAACAGUGUGACGCGGCAGCUAAAAAGCCAAUGCAAUUCUGGGCUGCAUCAAUAGGAGUAUAGCAUCUAGAUCAAGGGAAGUAAUAGUGCCACUGUAUUCUACUCUGGUCAGACCUCACCUGGAGUACUGUGUCCAGUUCUGGGCACCACAGUUCAAGAAGGACACUGACAAACUGGAACGUGUCCAGAGGAGGGCAACCAAAAUGGUCAAAGGCCUGGAAACGAUGCCUUAUGAGGAACGGCUAAGGGAGCUGGGCAUGUUUAGCCUGGAGAAGAGGAGGUUAAGGGGUGAUAUGAUAGCCAUGUUCAAAUAUAUAAAAGGAUGUCACAUAGAGGAGGGAGAAAGGUUGUUUUCUGCUGCUCCAGAGAAGCGGACACGGAGCAAUGGAUCCAAACUACAAGAAAGAAGAUUCCACCUAAACAUUAGGAAGAACUUCCUGACAGUAAGAGCUGUUCGACAGUGGAAUUUGCUGCCAAGGAGUGUGGUGGAGUCUCCUUCUUUGGAGCUCUUUAAGCAGAGGCUUGACAACCAUAUGUCAGGAGUGCUCUGAUGGUGUUUCCUGCUUGGCAGGGGGUUGGACUCGAUGGCCCUUGUGGUCUCUUCCAACUCUAUGAUUCUAUGAUUUCUACUGGACCGAGGCCGUUUAGGGCUUUCAAGGUCAGCACCAACACUUUGAAUUGUGCUCGGAAAUGCACUGGAAGCCAAUGUAGGUCUUUCAGGACCCGUGUUAUGUGGUCUCGGCGGCCUCUCCCAGUCACCAGUCUAGGUGCCACAUUCUGGAUUAGUUGUAGUUUCCGGGUCACCUUCAAAGGUAGCCCCACGUAGAGCGCAUUGCAGUAGUCCAAGCGGGAGAUAACCAGAGCAUGCACCACUCUGGUGAGACAGUCUGCUGGUAGGUAGGGUCUUAGCCUGCGUACCAGAUGGAGCUGGUAGACAGCUGCCCUGGACACAGAAUUGACCUGCACCUCCAUGGACAGCUGUAAGUCCAAAAUGACUCCCAGGCUGCACACAGGUACAGUCUCUGAUUGCUUGGGGAAAGCCCUGGAGAGGAGGAGACAUAGAUGGCUGUGGGGAGGUGGGGACUUCAGUCUCAGCAAUUGAUUUCCAUGGAGGAAGACCACCAGGAUGGAGCUGCUCUGCUCAUUAGGCCUGACACUCAGCCAAAUCUGUGGAGAUUGUGUUUUUGCUAAUAAAGUGUUAACUGCUACUUGGAACAGUGUGAUUUACUGCUGGCUUGCUCUUUGACAGCAAGGCAGAUGCCCAAUCCCGUGCUGUCCUUUCCCCCCUCCUGAUACCCGGGUCAUUUGUUUCUUCCUUUUUUAAAUCCAUUGUCUUCAUUCCAUUUUCCCUUUGGGGUGGGAUGGAGGUACAAAACAGGCCACGUGGCCUGGGAUUUCUGGACGCACAGGUCACAAGUGCCAUAAAUAUUUGUUUUCUCUCUCUUUUCUUAAUCCCAUGAAGAAGGUCCUCUGAUGCCCAAAUCUGACCUUGUCUCCUGGCUGGAAGGAAAGGAAGAACUGCUGGCCUGGGAGGACCCUGCAAAGAAGGAUGAGGGAUUUUUCCAGGAAAAAUUGACUGGUAGGUCCUUAGAUGAAAAAUACCAAUCAGAGAAAGAGAGAUCUGUGCCCGGUGAAAUUGAGUGAGGGAAUCAACCAGAAAUGAAUUUGUGCUAUUCUCUCAGAUAUUGGCAAAUGCAAAAGGUAACCUAGCAGGGUGUGUAGAGAGAAAAGGGAAGGAUUUUGGAUACUGUGAAAUAACUAAAGCAGCCAGUCCUCAGUUUCUGCCUUGAAGCCCAAUCAUGUUUUCUUUUUGUUUCCUUUUCCCAAACAGAGGAUGGACUUGGCUUUGAGAAUUAUAAGGAGCAAUCUGUGGCGUCGUUGGAAACAGCUAAGCAGCAAGCAGCAACAGAGGCCUUUGGGACGCGAAGGGGACCUACAUAUCUUGAGGGAAAUGAAUCUUCUCCUUCUCUGCAUGAUGAUUUUCAUGAAAUCCUGAGCGUACAUCUACCUCACAUGGGAGAGAAGUGCCCAGUGUGUGGGAAGACUUUCAAAGAUGAAUCGAGCUUGAAUAAACAUUGCAGAACCCACACAGGAGAGAAACCAUAUCAAUGCCUGGAAUGCGGAAAGAGCUUCAGUGGUAGCGGAAAACUUACUAGACAUAAAAGAAGCCACACAGGAGAAAAACCUUAUCAGUGCCCUGAAUGUGGAAAGAGCUUCAGUGAGAGAGGGACACUUAUUAGACAUCAGAGAAUCCACACAGGGGAAAAACCUUACCAAUGCCUUGAGUGUGGAAAGAGCUUCAGUGACAGCAAAACACUGAAUAAUCAUCAAAGAACUCACACAGGAGAGAAACCAUAUAAAUGCCUGGAGUGUGGAAAGAGCUUCAGCUACAGUAGCAUCCUGAAUACACACCGAAGAACGCACACAGGGGAAAAGCCAUUUCAGUGCCUGGAGUGUGGAAAGAGCUUCAGUCGGAGCACCCACCUUUCUGCCCAUCAGAGAACUCACACAGGGGAGAAACCAUAUAAAUGCCUGGAGUGUGGAAAGAGCUUCAGUGUUAGCUCAAACCUUAGUUGUCAUCAGAGAACCCACACAGGAGUGAAACCAUAUAAAUGUAUGGCAUGUGGAAAGAGCUUCAGUGCUAGCUCAAGCCUGACUUUACAUGAGAGAACUCACACAGGGGAGAAACCGUAUAAAUGCCCUGAGUGUGGAAAGAGCUUCAAUCACAGCUCAAACCUUACCUCACACCAGAGAACGCACACAGGGGAAAAGCCAUUUAGGUGCAUGGAGUGCGGAAAGAGCUUCAGCCAGAGCAUAAGUCUCACUGCCCAUCAAAGAGUCCACACUGGCGUGAAACCAUAUACUUGCCUGGAGUGCGGAAAGAGCUUCAGCGACAGCAAGACGCUCACUACUCAUCAGAGAAUCCACACGGGGGAAAAGCCAUACAGAUGCGGUGAGUGUGGGAAGAACUUCAGCGUCAGCUCAGGCCUUGCUUCACAUCAGAGAACUCACACCGGGGAAAAGCCCUUCAAAUGUGCGGAGUGUGGGAAGGGCUUCAGUCAGAAAGCCCACCUUUGUGCCCAUCAGAGAAUUCACACAGGGGAGAAACCUUACCAGUGUCUGCAGUGCGGGAAAAGCUUCAGCCAGAGCACAAGCCUUAGCACACAUCAGAGAAUUCACACAGGGAAGAAACCAUAUGAAUGUCUUCCGUAUGGAAAAAGCUUCAAGAAGAGCUCAGGUGUUCCUUCGUAUCAAGGAAGCCACGCAGGACAACUCUGGAUAUAUGGCCCUUUGCUUCAAAACCAAGACGAUGGUGUAUUGCCUAUAUUCUGUCCAUCUGGCAAGGAGACGGAUUUUGAUGACAAGCUCCUAUGUUUCGUUUAA
Messenger RNA from Podarcis lilfordi (Lilford's wall lizard), 16849 nucleotides. The record is from the annotation of a GenBank genome assembly. Lineage: Eukaryota; Metazoa; Chordata; Lepidosauria; Squamata; Lacertidae.